AUGCGCAUAAUCCACACCGUCCACAGCCCUGCCACCUUCCGCGCCGUCGACUACCGCGACGACCCCGCCGUAUAUACCGUCAGCACUCGUCUUCGCGAAACUUGGGUCACAGACCCUGCCCUCAUUCUCGCCGCCGCCGAGAUACCCAGCCCUUGCGAUAGCUCCAAGCUGGUGCCUGACAUCGGCACCGUCAUCCGCGCCAUCCAGUCCUUAAGCAUCAACACCGCAAACAGCAAUGACGACGACGACGACAACAACAACAACACCAACAAUGGCUGCGGCGGCGACUGCGGCGGCGGGAAAGACGGCGACAACGAUGGAAAAGAUAUCACAGACCGGACGGGCGGGAGUACCCAAACCGACGAUGCCCUCCGCGCGCUGCGCAAUGCGGACAAGGAUACGCUGCACACGCCGCUCCGCGACGCUGUGUAUUACAACUGGAACCACGUCUUCUGGGACGUUACGCGAUUUUUGCUGAUACUGUCUCAGCCGUGUGAGGAGGAGGAGGAGGGAGAGGAGGUGACGGUAGCCGCAGCAACAUCACCGGGAAAAGGAAUGUAUGGCGAGAUGGUGGGACACAUGCAUCCCCCGACGGAAGAAGUAUUUGCGGUGGAGUAUCCGAAGAAAGAUGGAGGCUGUGAUGGUAUGGUGGAGACGGCCGCCGCGGCCUGGGAGAAGGUGUUCGAGACGAAUGUGUUGCUUGCGCCGACUUUUGUGGAGGAGGGGGUUGACGUGCGAGUUGCAAUUGGGGAGGGAGAGCAGGCCAGUGGCUUCAACUUUGAUGCAAGAGAGACGAGGGGCGUGUACAACGAGCCCAUAGUGUAUUGGAUCAGGAAGGGAGAGCGUGUGAGGAUGACGCUAAGUGGCAAGUAUGGAAAGGGUAAGUCUGGUGUUGCUGCUGUUUUUGUGCUUGGGAAGCUAUGUGAAUGUUUACCGGAGAAGGAGAAAGCUCUAGAGCUUCAGUGUCAUGAAAUAGAGAGAAGUGACGAGGACGGGACGGUGGAUGAGUAG
Diplodia corticola is the source of this 1011-nucleotide messenger RNA. RefSeq lists its product as uncharacterized. Lineage: Eukaryota; Fungi; Ascomycota; Dothideomycetes; Botryosphaeriales; Botryosphaeriaceae. The transcript has a single exon. The record is from RefSeq and is a predicted model, not a curated record. The coding region runs from base 1 to 1011 and encodes 336 amino acids.